GUUUGCAAGUUAUUUACCCACUGACAAUCUCGUCUACGUAUGUAGCAUGUGCUUAAUCCUCCCUUUUCUUUGAGUUAUUUUCUAAAAGUGUUUUUUUAAUCCAUAUUUUAUCUAGUUUCCUGAUCUUCUGACCAUUUUAUAUGCUCAAGCUCGUAUUCCUUAUUGUUGCUAGUCCCUUGACGUUAGCAUUUAUCCAUGAGUUUCUGUGAAGAUGUCAUUUAGGCUGGAACUUGUUUUUAGUUAGGCCUUCAAAGUUUUCGAGACAGAAAGGUUUUUGCAGAUCGGGUUCAACAAUCAAUAAAGUCGGUUCCCGCGGAUUUCAAGAUGGAGUCUUCGGAUACGGGAACCGUGUGUUGGAUUUCUCCUGUAGAGAAUAAACCAAUCAAAGUUACAAAAUGGAAAGUAAAGAAAGGAUCAAAGAUUGGGAAAGGAGGGCUUCUUUGCUUGUAUGAAACGGAUGACAAGAAAAAUUUGAAAUUGAAAUCAAACAUGGUUGGAACCGUUUUGGAACUGAAAGACGAGUAUACUCCUGGAAGUGACGGUCUGGUGAAGAUGGAGUCAUGCACUCAUCCUACAGUGAUGAAGGAUAUGUGUGCUGAUUGUGGGGCUGACUUGAGAAAGGAAGCAGGAAUUGCUGGUAAUAGAAAGGAACCUGUCAGUGCUUCAGUUGCCAUGGUGCACAACAUUCCAGAACUUAUCAUCAGUGAAAAGCAAGCCUUGGAACUAGGGAAGAUGGAUGAGGACAGACUGUUAAGGACCAGGAAGCUUGUUUUACUGGUGGAUCUGGAUCAGACUUUGAUUCACACCACCAACGACAACAUCCCUCCAAACCUUAAGGAUGUGUACCAUUUCCAACUUAGUCAUGGGAAUAUGAUGCCAUGGUACCAUACCCGUAUUCGUCCAAGGACAGAAAAAUUCUUGGAAAAUGUUUCCAAACUGUAUGAGCUACACAUCUGUACAUUUGGGUCUCGUAUGUAUGCCCACAUCAUCGCCAAAUUCCUGGAUCCAGAUGGCAAAUACUUCUCGCACAGAAUUCUAUCUAGAGAUGAAUGCUUCAACCAAAACUCCAAAAUGGCCAAUCUAAAAGCUCUGUUUCCAUGUGGCGAUUCCAUGGUGUGUAUCAUAGAUGAUCGAGAAGAUGUCUGGAAUUUCUCACCAAACUUAAUCCACGUAAAGCCCUACCGUUUCUUCCAAGGCACUGCAGACAUCAACGCUCCACCGGGAUUAGAUAAAACGGAGCAUGACAAAGAACCUCUCACUCACAAAGUACACGUUGUCUCGAGAUCAAACAGCAAGGAGGAUAAAACUGAGGUGGAAAAGAUGGAGGGGAGUGAAGAGCAGAAACCAGAGGCAGCAAUAAAUGAAACCACACAAAAUGAUAGUAAGAGGGAAGAGGAGAGUGCAAAGGAGACUGAAGAGGUAAAUGGAAAGGAGGACAGUAAAGAAGAAACCAAAGAUAGUUCUAAUAUUCCAGAAGAUAGUGAGGAGAAAAAAGAUUCAAAUGAAACUAAGGAUAAAAUCAAAGAAGAUGAGCAAUCUGAGAAACCAUGCUCCAAAAGAAAGGAGGAAAAUGACAAUGAUGAUAAAGGGGUUGAAAAAUCUGAUUCAGAGAAAGAUAAGAAAGAUGGAGAGAAUGAAAUUAAAAGUGAUAAAGAAAAAGAGGGAGCCAACACAGAGGAUUCAAAGAAAGAGGAAGUGGAAAUUGAAUGGGAUGAUGAUGAUGACUAUUUACUUUACCUGGAGGAUAUUUUGGGCACAGUUCACAAGGCAUUUUAUGAUAUGUAUGAUCAGCUGAAAUCGAAAGGGGAGGAUGCUGAAAAACCUGACAUGAAAAAUAUCUUACCAUAUGUUAAAAGAAAAGUGCUGAAAGGAACAAACCUGUUAUUUAGCGGCGUGUUCCCCAUGAAUGUACCUUUGGAGAAAAGUCGAGCCUAUCAUGUAGCUAAAAUGCUAGGUGCAAAUGUUCAUUCAGACUUUGUUGCCCGUGCAAAAGAUGGUUCAAAUAAAUCAGAAUAUACAACUCAUGUGGUGGCAGCUAGACAAGGGACAAUCAAGGUCAAAUUGGCUCAGAAACAUAAACAUGUGAAAUUAGUGAAUCCCCAAUGGCUUUGGACUUGCGCAGAAAGACUUCAGCAUGUGGAUGAAAGGCUUUAUCCACUAAAUGAUUCCACUUCAGGUAAUCUUUACUGUGAAAGUCCAGAUACUGUACGCCUAAAUAGGAAACGUAAAAAUGAAGAGGAAUCGGAAACUGGUAAAAGACAAAGACAGAAUGAAGAUGAAGAAAAAUCGGCAGCUGAAGAAGAAAUGGAAGUUUCAGACAUCCAGAAAAAUGAAGCAGGAAAGUCUGAGGAGGGACCAUCUGCUGCUAAAAUUGGAUCUAAUCGCUUUUCUACCACAUAUAAUCCUAUGUUGGCAUUCUCAGAUGAGGACUUGGAAUGCAUGGACAAAGAAGUAGAGGAUUUCAUGGAUGAAGAAGGAGAUGAAUCUGAGGAAGAUGACAUAGACAGGAACGAAAGAAUCCGUCUGUCUGUUCUAAGCAGUGGAGAUGAUGAUAAUGAUGGCAGCAGCGAAGACAGCAUGUCGGGAGAGUUCCCCAGAGGCUGGAAUCUCAAAAAGAGGCUCCGUUCCUCAAAGUCUGCAGAAAGUAGUUCUGAUAAUGAAGAGCAAAAAGAUCGGAGGGAUGAGGAAAGUGAAAAUGAACUUGAGAAAUAUGAAAAAACAAUGGAAGCAUUUGCUCCAGAUACUGAAUCAGAAACACAAGAUUCUUUUGCCGAGUCCAUAGGGUCUGUGGAUGAUGAAAUGGCCGAAGCCGUAGAAAGAGAAUUUCUUGCAAAUUAAUAUUUUUGUUAUUAUUGUUAGAUAUUAAAAUAUUUUUUAUGACUAAUUGAAUUGAUUGUUGAUUAGUAUGAAAACAAAUUGCUUACCCACUUACAGUGUUUGAAGUGAUUGAACCAUCAGGAUUUAGGAG
Molecule: messenger RNA, 2968 nt
Organism: Magallana angulata
Lineage: Eukaryota; Metazoa; Mollusca; Bivalvia; Ostreida; Ostreidae
Product: RNA polymerase II subunit A C-terminal domain phosphatase-like
Exons: 8
Coding region: 325-2838 (837 amino acids)
Cellular component (GO): nucleus
Molecular function (GO): RNA polymerase II CTD heptapeptide repeat phosphatase activity
Source: RefSeq, a predicted model, not a curated record